AUGGUCAGCCUGGUAUCAGACCGAGUACGGCACUUCGAGCUUGUGAAGGUUACUAGCAACGCUUCUCAUGCGAAGGCUUACGUGUUGGUCGCCGAUGGAGGGUUACACCUGGUCACUGGUUCACUUAGCAGCACUCUGAAGAGCGGCAGCUUCAAAUAUGAAGCCAUCACGAGUGUCGAACAGAAUGGCAACGUGAUAACGCUUCAAAUCUCGCCAGAUGCUGGAUCUUCGCUGCAAGCGCUUGAGAUGGGAACCCCCCGCCGUACUCAGCUAUACACCAAAAUCAAAAUAGCGCUUCGUGCCCGUUACAUGCUAUCCGAAUAUAAGGAAGAAGAAAACUCUUCCGAUGAAGAGAAUGAUGAAAAUGAUGGCCAAGAGCGUACACUGUUGCCUUUCAAAGGUUACAAAAAGGUGACGUUGACUGGCUACUUUUUCUUCGUUCGGGACACAUUUGAGCACACUUCCUUUACAAGUGGGAGUUUGAUACGGUUACAAGACAUCGGCAGGUGUAUUUCCAUAAAUGUCAAUGUACGGGAUACAAUGCCUCUGAACUCACCUGAGAUGGUAGGGGAAUACGUAGCGUUUAAAAAAUCCUCACAGCCAAAACAUCAAGACCUAUACCAGUAUUCUCGCAGUAUCUUGCACGAGCUAGGUACAGCAGAGGUGCUUGUUGAUGGUGUGUAUAACAAACGCAUGAACCUUAACAACGACCUUGCAUCGUGGUCAUGCUACCACUUGUUAGUCCGUACCGACACAUCUCUCGUGGCAUUCUUCAUAUUUCGCCGGAUGUACAUACCUCCAAUGUUUGACAAAUGCCAGGAUAUUUCGAUUCGUUUUUCGGCCUCUUUGCGCAGUCCGGCAAUGUCGCACGUCUCAGCGUUGUACAACGAGAUCAGCACGACCGCCAAUUCUCUCACAGCUGUCGACGAGUACAACAUGUGGUAUGAUGCGCUGAUUUUGCGGACACUUUUACGCAGGUACAAGGACCUCAUUCAGGUCCGUUUGGACAACCUGCGCUUUGACCAUCCGAUGUAUGCAUUUUUGAAGCGACAGGGUGGUGUAGUACCUAGCUACCACAAGCUAAUAAAAGGUUUCACGCUAUCAGUGUUGCGUUUGCUUCCUCCAGAUUUUGUGGAUCCGUAUGUGAUUCAGCAGCUGAAUGACCCAAUGGUCCUCGCCAGCGAUGAUCCCAUGGACUACAUCUAUAACGUUAAGGCCUUAAUGUUUGGAAUUGGAAGCUCCGAGGAGAUUCCUGACCGCAAAGAGCUAAUGAAUCGAUUCGACAUGCGCCUCGCAGAUUACAUCGCACUCUGCAUAGAUGACCUACUUAUGGGUCAUCAUCUUUCACUAGCUAUUUUGACACGGUACCUGAACUGUAUGGAAGACAGCGCCUACAAAAAGGUGAACACCAAAUUAACCAUAGCUCAUUAUCUGCAGAAGUUGCGCAGCGUAACGGCUUACCUCAUACACUUUCGGCCGAUCGACUUUACCAAGGCGUACUCACCUUUACUCUUGGAUAGAAUAAUAGAGUCCUAUUGUGUCGAUAGUGGUGGCUUCAACUGGUCAGGAGUGGUGUUCAAUCAUUAUGCCGCGUCGCGCAUGAUCGAGGAGGGGUUCUUCAUACACCAAUACGCCAAAGAUAUGCGGAAUGCUCACAGUGAGUGGAACCCUUAUGUUAGCUUGGUUAGCGACCUCCUCGAUAAGUACAACGACGACCUCAUAAUGGAACGUGUCUUGAAGAAGUUCCUGGACAUUCCUCAGCCGAUUGACCCGUCAUAUCUGCCUCUUUUGAAGUGUAUGAUUCGUAUGCUGCGGAGAUACUCGAUGAACUACAAGAUUGUUGUGAUCAUUACUUCAAUUUUGACAAAUUUUAGCUUCAACUCAAAAAUUUUCAAGGAUCAUAUGAUCAAGAAUGGCGUUGCCACACUCUUAAUAGAAAACAUGUUAUCGGGUGAGGACCAAAUCGUACUGUCUACACUAAAGCUCAUGAUCAAUAUAACCAAGACCCCUGAUCAUCAGAAUGCGUUUAUCAGUCAUGGUGUCAUGAGCAACUUCAUUGUGAUACUUGAGAAAUAUUAUGCGAAGAAUAUCGAAAUAAUCGCAUUGUCUGCGGCUGUUUUGGGUCAGCUCUUCAACUCUGGUAUUAUGCGAAUGACUUCCAAACAGCUUGAGUACAUCAUAGAUGUGAUGUUAUUUUCUUACCAUAUAGGAGCGCAGGACGUUGGCCAAAUAGGCAUGUUGUUGUUUUGCCUGAAGAAGGCGCCCAAAACGGGUGCUAUGCAUAUCAAGGUAGGACAGCACAUGCUUCGUUCCAUCGUGGUGGACCUUAAGGUGUAUCGUGACGAGGCGUUUGUGGUCAACGCAUUGGAGCUACUGCUAGAAUUAACCGCGCGGGUGCAAAAUUGCAUCGCUAUGCGCCAGCUAGGUGUAUUAGAAGCGGUUGCACAGGUGCCACUAAAUGACACAUCCGUGCAACUUGCAAACAAGUUAAAGGAGCGCAUUGUACGAAGGACUCGUUGUCUGGAGUCUACAGUGUAA
Babesia sp. Xinjiang is the source of this 2538-nucleotide messenger RNA. RefSeq lists its product as uncharacterized. The record is from RefSeq and is a predicted model, not a curated record. The transcript is spliced from 5 exons. Bases 1 to 2538 code for a protein of 845 amino acids. Lineage: Eukaryota; Apicomplexa; Aconoidasida; Piroplasmida; Babesiidae.